AUGCCUCAAUCCGAGCAUUGGCCAUUCAAUAAAGCUGUGGAAAGCAGCGAUGCUAGUAGCGAGCCUUCUUUACUGCAAAAACAGGUCGGUGUAAUGGAGGAUGAAGUCAAAGAAAUGCAGACGGAGCUGGCCGCUAUGAAAAGAGAGAGAUUACAUAUGAAUAACCGAAAGCAUGCUAGUGGAAUAGAUUCUGCCAAAGAUAAGGAUAUCGCUAUGUAUGAAGGUUCGUGGAAGUCUCACGGCGAAAUAGACUUUAUAUCAGAGCCUCAAAGGUCAAAAUUACGGGAAGAUUUAAUAAGAGCUAAGAAUGCAGCUGACGAAGAAAGAUUUCAGCGAGAAAAAGUUGAGAGGAAACUUAAAGAUUUGGAAUUGAAGCUAAAUAGUAUAUGCACUCAAGAAACUGUUGAUGUGAGAAAUGAAUCGAGGAAAUUUUCGAACGAAGAAUUGACGGCUCUGAAGAAACAACUACGCGAUAUGAAGGAAGAAACCGAAGAGUUGAAAAUGACGCUCAGCGAGAAGAUUGAAGAGUCACAAGAGUAUCGGCUUAAAUAUCUUCAAGCUCAGCAACAAGUUGAGGAGAUGAAACGACAAAUUGAUUUAAUCGAAUUUGAUAAUAAGCAAGUUUCAGAUCAAAUACAAAUUGAAAUACAGAAGAUGAAGAUGCAAUUUCAAGAAAAAUUACAAGAAUUAGCUCCCCUACCCGAUUUGCUAAAAGGCGCUCAAAUUCAGCUCCAAGAAGCGAAACAGCUCCAGAAGUUAGCAGAAGAUAGCUCGGAACAGCUUUCAAACGAGCUACACAGGGUAAAAGAAAAGCUUGUCAUAGCAGUGAAUAAUUUCAAUCUCGAAAAAGCAGAUAGAAUAAAAAUGAUUGAAAAUAACAAAGCAUUGAGAAUCGAAAUAGAACAAAAGCAAAGAGAAAUUGAUGAGUUAUCUAAAACGAUAGAUGAUUAUAAAUGCACCAUACUCCGCUUAGAAGAAAAACUCUCGCAACUGGAAACGAGAUACAAAGAAAAAGCUACAGAAUGUUCCCAAUUACUCAAAGAUUUAGACGAACUGAGAACAGAGAGUAGCAGGUCGUUGACAAGGAGUAAAGAAAGGUCUGACUCUAUGAGAAGGUACAUGCAGACGCAGGUGUCGGAGCUGGAGAGGCAGCUCAUACAAAGCAGGGCGCAGUGCAGGACAUGUCAGAAAGAAAGAGACGAUAUCCGUCAACGUAUGCAAAUGCAGAUUAAUAACCUGCAAGAGAAUUUUGAAGUCGUCGAAAUAAGACUGCGAGCCCUUCAGAACCAAGUGACUGGCUUGAAGAACACCUACGCCAUAUUUUUGGCUGAUGAAGACGAUAAUUAUGACGUCACAAAAAUAAUACCGUAAUACAACUAAGACUUGGAUUUUGAUUGCAUCGUUCAUGUAUUAUUGUGUUUAAAAUAAUAUUGUUUGAGAAAGAAA
Molecule: messenger RNA, 1446 nt
Organism: Melitaea cinxia (Glanville fritillary)
Lineage: Eukaryota; Metazoa; Arthropoda; Insecta; Lepidoptera; Nymphalidae
Product: outer dense fiber protein 2-like
Exons: 10
Coding region: 1-1371 (456 amino acids)
Biological process (GO): regulation of cilium assembly
Cellular component (GO): centrosome
Source: RefSeq, a predicted model, not a curated record